AUGGUUAAUGAAGCAACUAUAAAAUCAUUUCAUUUUACAUUUUUAUCGGUUGAUAUUUCAAAUAAUAAAGGCUACAGAUUAGCAAGAUACGAUGCUGCUGAAUUUCAAAAUAAAAAUCUUGUUGAAUUAGGUUGUGGUAACGGUUGGAUAACCAUUACUAUGGCAAAAAAAUUUGAACCACAAAAAGUGUUUGGUUUAGAUAUUAAUCCACGAGCAAUAGUUUGUUCGAAAAUAAAUCUCUAUUUAAAUGCAUUAGAUGAUCAAGCCAAUGACGUUAAGGAUGAUUUGAAUGAAGAAAAUUUAAUUGAUAAAAUUGAAUUUUAUGAAUCAGAUCUACUUGAAUAUUUCAUUAAUAAAGAACCUUUUCAUUUCGAUGUCAUAUUUGGAUGUAUUCCACAAGUACUUCAUCCAGAAAAUUUUCCUACUGAUGAAAUAAUACAUGAACGUCAACAUGAUGAUUUAUUAUAUUCAUACAGUAAUUAUUGUGCCCAACAAGGUUACGUUGAAGAUUCUUUUGGCUUUGGAUUAAUAGCCAAGGCACUCGAACAAGGUAUUGAUUUGAUUAAACCCAGAGGAAAAUUAAUUUCCAAUAUGGGCGGUCGUCCUGGUAAAAAAAUAUUGGAAAGAUUGUUUGAGCGACGAGGGGUCGAUAUCAAGAAAAUAUGGCAGAGAAAAGUAAUACAGGCAAGUGACACAGAUAUUGCUCCUAUGAUAAAAAUAGAAGAACAAUCACCAAUUAGGCUUGAAUUUUAUAUGGGUUUGAAUUUUGAUGAGUCAAUAUCUGCUAAAACUGCAAAAUAUUAUGCAGAUGCUGGCGGACAAAUUUGUCAUUCAUUAACUGUUUAUGAAUGCACUUUCCACAAUUUGGAUAUAUUAAGAAAUAUUUUCAGUUUAUUAAAAGAUGUUGAUUAUCAAGAAGCAUUGCAUGGAUUAGAUUUGUGUUUUAACGAUAAAAGCAUUGCUGAAGAAAAAAUUAAUUUUCUUUCAACUCUUACUCAAAAGUCGUUAAUUAGCAAUAUUGUUAAUGUUUAUUCAGCUUCAUUGAUUUUGGCUGAUACAGAUCAUGCCAAAGGUUUGAGAAAAUAUGAAUCCAAAAAUUUUAUAUUGCUUGAAGUUCCUCAAUCAUCUACUUUAUUAGAAGAAUUAAUUCUAAAAUUAAAGCCUCAAUUGGUAUUUUUCAGUUUUAAUGAAUUACAAAGCAAGUCGGUUGAAUCUUUUAAAUCACUUAUUUCGGUCUCCGAACAAGAAGGAACACGUUUAUUUGUGGAUAUGUCAGCUUACUUCGAAGUAAGCAGUUCUCCUCAAAAUAUUGGUAUUCUAAAUUAUUUGUCAAAAAAUAAUCUUCCUAAUCAUGUUGCCAUCAUCUGUGGUUUGAUAAAAAAUAAGGUUUAUUCAGAUUUAGAAGAUUGUUUCUUAUUAACACAAAACGAAAACAUGAUUGAAACACUUGCUAAUAGUGCUGAACUUACAUACAGCAGAACACCGAUGGUUUCACAACUUUAUUAUUCGGAAUUAUUAUUUGAUUUAGUUAAAUUUCAAAUGGUAAACGUAAGAAAAAAUCAGAAACAUGCUGGUUUGUUUAAGGAAACUGUUGAGUUUAAAGAAAAAUUCAUCAGGAUGAGAAAUAAUGUUUUGGAAUCGUUCAAUCAUCCAUGCAUUCAAAUCAAUGAACUUCCAAUAACAAAAAAUACGAUAAGAUUAGAUUAUGGUGAAAACGAAUUAGUUAGUCCAAAAUCGUUAAAAACUUCCAUUUUUGAAAGUUUUAUUCGACAAAACAUUCCAAAUGAAGAAAUUGAUGUAUUACCUGAAAUUUCAACAUUAUUAAAAUCAAGAUUUGGUAUCAAUUCAAGCAAUGAAAUAAAAAUACAUUUUGGAACGGGAGUCGCUCCACUAUUUUCGGCAUUGGUACGAACAUGUAUAGAACAACAUGGAAUAUUGGUUUUUCCACAAGGUGCUUAUGGUUAUUUUUAUGCUACAGCAAUGUAUUAUAAUGCACCGAUAAAAAUUAUUUCAACUUCAGAAAAUAAUCAAUUUAAAAUAUCACCUUCCGAACUAUCACAAGUAAUUAACGACAGUGCAAAUUAUUGGAUUUUUUUAAAUUUUCCAUUGGUAAAUCCCACAGGCGCAAGAUAUGGAGCAUCUGAAAUUGAAGCCAUUUUAAGUGUUCCAGGAAUUUCGAAUGCCACUAUUAUUAUAGAUAACAUUUUUUCGGGUUUAGAAUUUGAAAAAUCUGCUGAAACAUAUCGAUUAGAUAACUUAUUUGAUGACGGUAAAAUAAAAUAUGCUGUUCUAGGUGGAAUUUCAAAAGAAUUUGCUGGUGCUGGAUUACGUUUUGGAUAUUUGGUAACAAAAAAUUAA
Molecule: messenger RNA, 2358 nt
Organism: Rotaria sp. Silwood1
Lineage: Eukaryota; Metazoa; Rotifera; Eurotatoria; Philodinida; Philodinidae
Source: the annotation of a GenBank genome assembly